Molecule: messenger RNA, 2757 nt
Organism: Triplophysa dalaica
Lineage: Eukaryota; Metazoa; Chordata; Actinopteri; Cypriniformes; Nemacheilidae
Gene: pdzk1
Product: PDZ domain containing 1
Exons: 9
Coding region: 105-1712 (535 amino acids)
Biological process (GO): protein localization to plasma membrane
Cellular component (GO): apical plasma membrane
Molecular function (GO): protein binding; protein-membrane adaptor activity
Source: RefSeq, a predicted model, not a curated record
GUCAAAGUCCUUCACACAAACUUCUACACUGCUAGAUAACACCUGAGCAGAGGCAGGCAGACACCUCCUUUCGUCUGGGACACAGAAGGCACUGCAACUGAAAUAUGGCUUGGACAAAGUCACGGAUUGUUACUCUUACCAAGCGUGAGGGGCAAAGCUAUGGCUUCUACCUCCGGGUGGAGCAAGGGGAAGAGGGUCACCUGAUUCGAUCCCUCGAGAUGGGCGGCCCUGCUGAACUGGCUGGUAUGAAGGAUGGAGACCGUAUAAUCAGAGUCAACGGAACGUUUGUGGACAAUAUGGAGCACAACCAGGUUGCAGAUAUGGUGAGAAAAAGUGGAAUGACUGUCACGUUCCAUGUUAUUGGAGAAGAUGCAUACAAGCAAGCCAAAGCCGAUGGAGUGAACCUUGCCGAGCCUCAGUCCCAGACCGGUCAGAACCAACCCACUAUGAAUGGAGUGUCAGCACCAGCCCCUAAAGCCAAAUUAUGCUAUCUGCAAAAAUCCAGUCGUGGCUUUGGUUUCUCUCUAAAAUCUACUAAAGGUGAUCGAGGCACAUUCAUGACAGGAGUGAUUUCUGGAGGAGUGGCUGAUCAGGCUGGCGUGAAGGAGGGCGACCGUGUGGUGGAGAUAAACGGUGAAAAAUGUGAAAGUGCCACUCAUGAUCAGAUUGUGCAAAAGGUGAAAGCAACCGGGACCAGUGUCAUGCUUCUACUGGUGGAUGAGGAUGCUGACAAAUACUUCAAAAACAAAAGCAUUCGGCCAGCGGUGGCUAACGCAACGGUCAGGCAUCUCCCACAUAAGCCACGCAUUGCAGACAUGGUCAAGAGAGCGGAUGGUUAUGGAUUUAUGUUGAAGGCAGAGCCUAAUCGUGCCGGCCAUUACAUUGGAGAAAUUGAUAAAGGGAGCCCAGCAGAGCGAGCAGGACUCAAGGAUUCUGACCGACUGGUGGCUGUGAACGGAGAUGAAAUACACAGCUGCACGCAUGAGGAGGUGGUGGAGAAAAUACAUCAACAAGGAAACAAGUGCUGCCUCCUGGUGCUGGAUGCUGUAACAGAACAAAUGUACAAACUGGGUGGUGCUUCUCCUCUCUUAUACUAUGAGGAAAUGAGAGCAAAUCUGCCCAGCUAUCCAGAGUCAGAACCUGAAUCUACACCCGCCCUGACUCCAGCCCCAGCGGUACACGUGCCCGUCUCAGCAGUCCCUGCACCCAUUCCAGCAGAAACGGUACACAAACCCAAACUGUGCCGACUGGAGAAGACUGCUGCAGGAUAUGGCUUCCAUCUCAAUGGCAUCCAGGGAGUGCAUGGACAGUACAUCAAAGAGGUGGUGAAAGGUGGAGCAGCAGACAGAGCCGGAGUAGAAGAUGAAGAUAUUGUUGUGGAGGUGAAUGGAGUUUACGUGGAAAUGAGCACACAUGAGGAGGUUGUGAACCUCAUCCGCAAAAGCGGUGACAGGCUGGUGCUCCUAUUGGCUGGGAAGACAGCCUAUGACCACCUGAGAGCACAAGGGGUCACCAUCACCCCUCAACUGCUGGAUGAAGAGCCCUCUGCUGAUAUUCCGAAACCAGCCAGCGCACAAGAGGAAGAGACGAACGAACAGCAUCAAGAUAAUGAGAGCGACAAGGAGACAGAAAAAACUGCCACUCCACCACGUUCAAGGACUUCGUCCUCUUCAUCAUCAUCUUCAUCAGACAGUGAGGACCAGAGACUCUGAGCUCAAUGCGCUGACAGAUCCGUCUGGUCUCCUGAUUUAGUGACAGGUCCAUGUAUUUACUGUACCUGAUCAACUACAAUCUAAAAACAGUGAAAUGCCCUUCAAACAACACACUCCAGGACCAUUGAUUUAAGAAUAGUGAUGUCUUUCCAAUUCCAGAAUAUUAACAGCUAAAGGCUGGAAUACACUUCUACAUCACUUUUAAAAUCUGAACAGACAUCACACACUAAGCGAUACAAUCUGUAGACUAGCGUAGACUUUCUGCCACAAGUCCAGACUGAUAAACUGGGCAAAAUCUAAGCAAAAGCAUUGUAGUGUAUUCCAGCCUUAAAUAAAUAAUGGUAGUAUUAAAUGUAACAGUUAUCUGUACUGUUCUGCUUGGGCUCUACACAAUAAAAUCUAUUUAACUUUGAGACAUGACAUUUAAGAAUACGAUAAUUUGGCAUUUUCCCUUGAGUUUAUAAAUACACAGUAAUAUAUGAAGAGAACCCAUAAAGGGUCAAAGAGAAUUAUUUACGGAGGUUUGUUUACACGGUUUCAGCAGCAACCUAACUUCCGGUAGACCUCUGCAAAGAAACUGUUGGUGGGUUUUAAUUGAAUUGACUACUUACACUGAUAUACAUAUAUAUUAAUAUAAAAAAGCAUCAAGCCAGACCAAUAAUCAAACACUGGAAGUUAAAUUUGAGGCAAGGCGUGUGCGUCUGAUGAAACCGUCUGAUAUAACACACCUUGAAUGAAUAAACAUGGCUUUUAAAGACCUGACAAUGUAAUAAGUCAUGCAUCAAAGGAUUUGAAAAGAUAGGCUUAAAAAAACCAACCGCUUGAGUAAUUUAAAUAAAACAGGCACUUUGAGAAAAUUUAAGAGCAGUAAUUGGCUUUCAGGCAAUGCAUUCUGGUGUUUAAUUUUAUUCUUUAAGAAUGUUUUUGUCAUUUUCUGCUGGACUCUAUACCGCCUUUUGACUUUCUUCAUUUGUAAGUCGCUUUGGAUAAAAGCGUCUGCUUAAUGACUUCAUGUAAAUGUAAGGAAUAAAACCUCUUUAGUGUG